AUGUGGAAUUAUAUCGUGGAUUUGGAUUACUAUGUUUUUAACGUGGUGAUUCGCUGGACUUUUGCCAUGGGACUAUGGACUCCAAAGGAAAUCCGAUUUGAAAUUCGAAGAAUGAUUGCAGUGGCGAAUUCAUUGCAAGACAGUACUGAUCAAAUCACUAGGUCAAGCUGGUUGGAUCGCCAAACUGCUAAAGUGAAGAAACGCAAACGGAGAUACAAUCAUUUCAAGCGCAAGAUCAUGGCUAUGACUGCAGUUGAAUCUCCAUUGCACAUUCAUGAAAGUACCAAUUCUGAAGGAGAACGGAUUUAUUCCAAUCGUGCAUCAUUUGAUACUGACUCUUGCCAAGUUGGUAUUGAUAAUCGCGCGAGUGCUUGCAUCUCUCACAGAAUUAAAGACUUUGUUGGUCCUUUGGUAAAGGUUAACCGAUCUAUCAAAGGUUUUGGUGGAGAACGUGUCAUGAAUGUCUAUCAAGGCACCAUUGUGUGGAAAUGGCAGGACAAUGAUGGGCGAUUGCAUCGAUUUCGAAUUCCCAACUCUUACUAUGUCCCCAAAGGAAACUGUCGACUUCUCAGUCCCCAACAUUGGGCUAAGUCGCAGCUUGGAAGGGGGGUAUCAUCAAUCACACAAUAUGGAAUUGGUGAGACAACCACUUUUGACAAGUGUGUUCUAUUUUGGGAUCGAAAGAAGUAUUCUUUGGAUGUACCCCUUGGUCGCACCGACAAUGUUGCCACCUUCUAUUUGGCACCUGGCUUCAAACGAUUUGACCUCUUUUGUCAAGAAUGCAAUUUCGACUAUGACAAGAGUGAGGAGGAGCCGAUUAUUAUCUCUCCAGCCGGUGUUGUCAGUGAUAACGAAGAAGACGACGACGAUGAUGAUGAUGUUCUUCCACCAGACCCCCCUCCAACUACAGCCACUACCUUUUGGUCCCGACUGACUACCAAAUUUCGCCGUCCGAACCACAAGGCCAAGGCCCCUCAAACUCAAGCUCGCGAAGCAGCUUUUGACUUGGAUGGACCAACUACAGAUGGUGCACCCAAACCGGCGGUGAUAGCCGAGGAGGAGGAGAAACAACCAACAACAGAUAGCCAGCAACUACUACGGCUACACCACCAAAUGGGUCACAUCUCUUUUGCGAAACUGCAAAGCAUGGCAAAGCAAAAUAUCAUUCCACGAAGGUUGGCCAAUGCUGAUAUUCCAAGAUGCACUGCCUGUUGUUUUGCCAAAGCUACAAGACGACAAUGGCGGGAGAAGAGGAGAAAGCAUUGGACAAAGGAACAAACUGUAACAAGACCUGGAGAAGUCAUUUCAGUUGAUCAACUUGUCUUGCCUUCACCUGGAUUGAUUGCCCAAAUAUCUGGCACAUUGACUAAGAAGCGAUACAAGUACGCUACUGUUUAUGUCGACUAUCGAAGAUAG
This is a messenger RNA of Cylindrotheca closterium, 1416 nucleotides long. Lineage: Eukaryota; Bacillariophyta; Bacillariophyceae; Bacillariales; Bacillariaceae. The record is from the annotation of a GenBank genome assembly.